AUGACGACCGUCGCGCCGUCGUUCGCAGACAAUACCAUUCUGGCCUAUCUCCAGACAUUGGUGGCCACCAAGCCAGGACUACCUCACGGGCAGCCCGUCUGUGUGCUGACAGGGCACAAUGUCAAUGACUCGGAGACGCUGGUCCAAUUGGCCGCGGACCUGGCUCACCUAUCUGGCGCGGAAGCACCGGUUUCUGCUGUGGGAGGAAGCAAGAUGAUGAACUGCACCGUCGACUUUGCAGCCCAGAUCAAGGAAUCGCACGCCGUGCGCAACACCAUGCGCGACCUCAUCCAAAAGAAAUAUACCAGGGGUACCAUCAAGUUGGCGACGUGGUCAGGUCUGGCGACCUGCUACGCUCCCGGGAUUGCUGCUUCAAGAGCAGGAGUGGACAUUCUGGUUUCUUCGCUCAGAGAUGCAGCUCGGGACACCGUCGCGGCGACGCUGAAGAACAUCCAAACAGAAAUCUCCGCCGAGCAGACGGGCAGCGGGUCCUCUGAUGACGGCGCUUCGGUGGAAGAGAGCACGGGUAACGUCCAGCAAAUCGAUUCCUGGGAAGAACUAGCCGCGAACAACCUGGGCGUGACUACGCGCAAAUUGUCAACCAUCUCGCUCACCCAGACGAUCACCCAGCACACCGAGACCAUUGACGACGAAUCCAAGCCGAGUGCGGAUCCGCGCCUUCAGGAACUUCUGCAGAGCCACCUCGUUUCCGCUACUGAGGAUGGCCCCCUGCCGCCACCACUGCUGGCACGCGGCAUGGUGUAUAUCAUGCCUGUUUCGGAGAACUCGUCCUUCAAGUCGGAGUACCGCCGGGCUUCGAUCGAGUCUGCACGACAAAACCAGGACUUUGUCUGUGGUUUUGUGUCUGCCGAGCCCUGGUUCACCAAUGGCCGCGGAAAUGAUCUGGUAGACCUAGACGCAAUGGAUGAAGAGGGUCUGCCGCUCCCGGAGAACAAACGCUCGCCCAAAUCGACCUAUCUAGAGAAGUCUCAUUCGAUGGCUCUGUUCUCACUUGUGCCGCCGCAGCUGGGUGUGGGUGUGCCUAUGGAGGACCAUGAAGAUACACAGUCUCGAUAUGCAUCCAAGCUAGAAUCCAUCAUCGGAAAAGCCGUUCAGCUUCGGGAGGUCAACUUGAGGAAGAGGGAGCUUGAGAAGAAGAGCACCGCAGACAAGCCGGGGCUGAAUAUCUUGCAUGUCCCAAUUGUUUCGCUGCCAUGA
This is a messenger RNA of Penicillium lagena, 1218 nucleotides long. RefSeq lists its product as uncharacterized. The record is from RefSeq and is a predicted model, not a curated record. The transcript is spliced from 2 exons. The coding region runs from base 1 to 1218 and encodes 405 amino acids. NCBI's taxonomy places the organism in Eukaryota, Fungi, Ascomycota, Eurotiomycetes, Eurotiales, Aspergillaceae.